CUGAUUGGUUAAGCAAUGCAACAUGAUCUUCUUCAGCAAGUGAUAGCAAAGCGGGUCGUCAUCUCAACUUUACACAAGUGUCUUUACCUCCGGCAGAGGCUCCGCCAAACCCCUGAGACUGACUCAUCGAACCCCUGGGGUUCGAUCGAACCCAGGUUAAGAACCACUGUGUUACAGAGACAAUAGUGGUGGUCUUUAAGCGGGAAAGGACAGGUGACAGUAACCGUGAGGUGUUGAAGAUGUCUCAGACAGUUGAUGUACACAGUCCCUCAGAACCCUCCCUUGUCGGGCCCUGCAGCCUUACAGGGGUUGAUUUCCUGGAAGGACUUCCUCACAUUUGCUGUGGUCACACAGAGAAGCAUGUCACAAGGAGGUGGUAUUAGUCUGGUACUGAGGGGGUUGUUAGGAUGCUCAAAGUGGAAAUAGGACUUAUUAAAUGCAUCUAGCAGUGAGGGGUUAGGGUUAGGCUAACGCUAAACCUAGGUUUGACAAUUUUCACUCUCAAGGUACGGGUUGCUUCUUGGAGUGCUGAUGCCUCGCCUGUCCUGAACACAGUGUCCCUAGCUUUCAACAGAGCUUUCACCUCAACAUUCAGCCAGGGUUUCUGGUUCGGGUAACGGGUUACUGUCCUGGUGGUGGAGACAUCAUCAGCACACUUGGAGAUAAAGCACAGAACAGAGGAGGUGUAUUCCUUCAGGUCCAUCUGCCAUUAGCACCUAGCGGAAUGUAAACAAUGGUGACGAACACCAAAGUAAACUCCCGAGGCAGAUAGUAUGGCUGAUAGCUUUUAACCAGGCCACAGUUCGUACACCAACCUUCAUUCCCUUACAUACAUUGUCCUCCUCUCCGUGUUUUUCCUGACCGUUGGUCAUGGUCUGCUUGGAAUAACUGAAGAUUGUUGAUCUGGAAGGCUAAAGUCUGGCAUGUUGCUGUUAUGCCAGAUUUCCGUUAGGCAAAGAAUGGCACAGCUCUUCAUCUCUGCAGAAAUACUUAACCUCAGAUCUAACAAAUCCACUUUCUUACCCAGUGAGCGGACUUUGGUCAGAAAGAGAGCCAGAAUUGGUGGCUUCCUAGGCAUCAGCUGGGUCAACACGCCCACCUGUUUCCCCUUCUUCUGUUUUCGGGCACAAUGUUUCCUUUUGACAGUUGGUCCUCGCACCCUGCUGUUCAGUCCAUUGUCCUCAAGAGCCGSUGUCUCCCAAGUGCGGAUUUCAGCCUUGGUGAUGUAUGACCMGUUGAACUGUCUCCAAUGGCCAUCAGCUAAGCAGAGCUGCAUUCAGCUGUAAAGUUUGUUUUUAUUCAAACUUCAGCAGAUUUCUAGUUGUUCUGCUGAGGUAGUGACAUCAAUUUAUGACAUCACGCAAAUUGAUGUCACAAAGAGAAUUGAUGUCACUCUUAUGGAGCAAGAGUGACAUCACAAAGCUGCACYGUCAUAACCAUUGCAGAAAACAAGAGCAAGUACAAGGAUUGUCACCAAAUUCUAACAAACAAAAGGACCAACAAUGAGUGAAAGCAGAAAGCCAUCGUUUUCUUGUUCCCUGAAUGAGAAAACACAACAGAGAUUAGCUAGAGAGACAGCAAAACUGGAAGGCAUUCUGAAAGACGUCAGCAAGGUGACUAUUGAGAGGCAGACCCUGAUUAAAUCAAAUGAAGAACUAAAGAUUAAAAAGGAACAGGCUGCAUACGAAAAAGAAAAGCUGCUUCAGAAAAAAGAUAAAGAAUUUAAAAAACUGUUCAGUGUAAACAAAAUUUUAAAUGAGGAUAAUACCAACCUGGAGAUGAGAAACACCGCCCUGGAGAAGGAAACCACUGCUCUCGAGCAGAGAAACGCCGCUCUGGAGCACACCAACACUGCCCUGGAGCAGGCAAUCAAUGCCCAGGAGCAAGUAGAUGACACUCUGGAGGAGAUAAACGCUACCCUGGAGCAGAUAAGCGACACCCUGGAGCAGAGAAUCAACGCCCUGCAACAGAAAAACRGAGCCCUGGAGGAGAAAAAGACCACUCUGGGGCAUAAAAACAYCAAUAUGAAGCUUAGGAACAGGAACCGGGAGCGGAGUAUCCACACAGUGGAGAAGAAAUACAAGGCCCUUGAGAAGGAAAAGAUCGCCCUUGAGCAGAGAAACACCGCCCUGGAGCAGACAAACAUCGCCCAGAAGCAGAUAGGCAACGCUCUGGGGAAGGCAAACGUCAAUCUGGUGCAGACACUCACCGAAGUGAAGCAGAAAUACACGGCCCUGGAGCAGAGAGACACCACCCUGGGGCUGAGAAAUGUCAACCUGGAGCAGGAAAACGCCAUCCUGGAGCAGAGAAACGCCGUCCUGGAGAAGAGAUGCGUUGACCUGAAACAUAGAAACGCUGCCCUGGAGCAGAGAAAUGCCCCCCUGGAGCAGAGAAACACCGUCCUGGAGGAGAUAAACGCUGCCCUGGAGAAGAAAAAGACUGAACUGCAGCAGAAUUACACCGAACUGGAGCAGGAUUACGGCUGUCUGCUGGAGAAAACCAACGAGCUGCUAGACAAACACAGCAUCCUCAGACAGGAAAACGACAUCUUGGAGGAGGAAAACGAUGCCCUGAAGGUGAAUCGCAUCGUCCUCCAGCAGAGAAGCCUCUCCUUGCAACAGCAAAACACCGUCUUGCAGCAGCAAAACACUGCCUUGGAGCAGCAAAUCAGCGCCGUGGAGCAUAUAAGGACUGAACUGCAGAUUGAAAUGGAACAGCUGAACAAUAGGCUGAGGGACGCAGAGGAGCAGCAGAACCAGCAGSCRUCUGAAGAAGAGACCCACGAAGACAGCCAGUUGGUUACAGACCAGCCACAGGAGCAGCCGUCUGUAUUCAGACGAGUGGUUGGAGGCAUCACUGAUACACUUGUAAAAAUGUAUGAAACAGACACGCUGAGAAUAGCUUGAGGCCCGCAGGACUGCGGUGCUAUGGGAACUUCACUCCAUCGAACUCAGGUCAGUGUGAUGAUUGAAUGAAUUAUGUUUAUGUCCACUAAGUGGCGAGCAUGAGUUUAUGUGAA
This is a messenger RNA of Poecilia reticulata (guppy), 3019 nucleotides long. The record is from RefSeq and is a predicted model, not a curated record. Lineage: Eukaryota; Metazoa; Chordata; Actinopteri; Cyprinodontiformes; Poeciliidae.